GGGACGAGAGGAGAGGAGACGAGAGGUGAGGAGACGAGAGGUGAGGAGACGAGAGGUGAGGAGACGAGAGGAGAGGAGACGAGAGGUGAGGAGACGAGAGGUGAGGAGACGAGAGGCGAGGAGACGAGAGGUGAGGAGACGAGAGGUGAGGAGACGAGAGGUGAGGAGACGAGAGGUGAGGAGACGAGAGGUGAGGAGACGAGAGGAGAGGAGACGAGAGGUGAGGAGACGAGAGGUGAGGAGACGAGAGGAGAGGAGACGAGAGGUGAGGAGACGAGAGGUGAGGAGACGAGAGGCGAGGAGACGAGAGGUGAGGAGACGAGAGGUGAGGAGACGAGAGGUGAGGAGACGAGAGGUGAGGAGACGAGAGGUGAGGAGACGAGAGGAGAGGAGACGAGAGGUGAGGAGACGAGAGGUGAGGAGACGAGAGGAGAGGAGACGAGAGGUGAGGAGACGAGAGGUGAGGAGACGAGAGGCGAGGAGACGAGAGGUGAGGAGACGAGAGGUGAGGAGACGAGAGGAGAGGAGACGAGAGGUGAGGAGACGAGAGGUGAGGAGACGAGAGGCGAGGAGGCGAGAGGUGAGGAGACGAGAGGUGAGGAGACGAGAGGUGAGGAGACGAGAGGUGAGGAGACGAGAGGUGAGGAGACGAGAGGAGAGGAGAGGAGCCGAGAGGAGAGGAGAGGAGAGGAGAGGAGACGAGAGGUGAGGAGACGAGAGGUGAGGAGACGAGAGGAGAGGAGAGGAGACGAGAGGAGAGGAGAGGAGAGGAGAGGAGAGGAGACGAGAGGUGAGGAGACGAGAGGUGAGGAGACGAGAGGUGAGGAGAGGAGACGAGAGGAGAGGAGAGGAGAGGAGAGGGGAGGAGAGGAGACGAGAGGUGAGGAGACGAGAGGUGAGGAGACGAGAGGUGGGGAGACGAGAUGCGAGGAGACUAGAGUCGACUCGGAAAGCACUCAUCAUGCUGGGUGGGUGGGUGGCCUAGGAGGAGAGAAACGCGAGAAGGAGCGGAUCAGGAUUCCAGGAGAGGAAGCUGGCGUGACCCUGACAUGCUCCUGCUGCCUUUCUCAAGGACACAAGGAGGCGAGGAUGCAAGGAAGGAGACGAGGAGAGACAGGAGGACACAAGGAGGAGUUUUGA
Closterium sp. Naga37s-1 is the source of this 1140-nucleotide messenger RNA. The record is from the annotation of a GenBank genome assembly. Lineage: Eukaryota; Viridiplantae; Streptophyta; Zygnematophyceae; Desmidiales; Closteriaceae.